ACUACAAGUCCCGUGAUGCUCCGGGCGGCGCGGUCACAUGACGGCGGGGCGGGGCAGAGCAUGUGACUGCUGCAGGCUGGCUGUGUGAUGAUGGCUGCGCUCCUGUCAUAGAGUAACCGGCGUCUGCGGCUGCUGUCACCUGGGGGAAGAUGAACGCGGAGCGGGACCUCACCCCGCUCACCCCCAACAUCGUGCGGGCCCUGAAUGACAAGAUGUACGAGAAGCGGAAGGUGGCGGCGCUGGAGAUAGAGAAGCUGGUGAGGGAGUUUGUAGCACAGAAUAACGCUGCUCAGAUCAAGCACGUGAUACAGAUACUAUCUCAGGAGUUUGCUCUGUCCCAGCACCCCCACAGCAGGAAGGGGGGUCUGAUUGGCCUGGCUGCAUGCUCUAUCGCCCUUGGCAAGGACUCUGGCCAGUACCUGAGGGAGCUCAUCGAACCCGUACUCACCUGCUUCAAUGACGCUGACAGCCGGCUGCGGUACUACGCUUGCGAGGCCCUCUACAACAUCGUCAAGGUGGCUCGGGGCUCAGUCCUGCCUCAUUUCAAUGUUCUGUUUGACGGACUCAGCAAGCUCGCGGCUGAUCCCGACCCAAACGUAAAGAGCGGUUCCGAGCUGCUGGACCGUUUGCUGAAGGACAUAGUGACAGAAAGCAACAAGUUUGAUUUGGUCAGUUUUGUCCCUCUUCUCCGCGAGAGAAUCUACUCCAACAACCAGUACGCCCGCCAGUUUAUUAUCUCCUGGAUACUCGUUUUGGAGUCUGUUCCUGACAUCAAUCUUCUGGAUUAUUUACCAGAGAUACUGGAUGGUCUCUUCCAGAUUCUGGGAGAUAAUAGUAAAGAGAUCCGUAAGAUGUGUGAGGUAUCACUGGGGGAAUUCCUGAAAGAGAUCAAGAAAAUGCCGGAUUGUGUGAAGUUUGCUGAGAUGGCCAAUAUCCUGGUGAUACAUUGUCAGUCAUCUGAUGACCUGAUACAGCUGACUGCCAUGUCCUGGAUGAGAGAGUUCCUGCAGCUGGCCGGCAGAGUGAUGCUCCCAUACUCCUCUGGGAUUCUUACCGCCGUUCUGCCCUGUCUGUCCUAUGACGACCGCAAGAAGAGCAUAAAAGAGGUGGCUAACGUGUGUAACCAGAGCCUGAUGAAGCUGGUGACCCCAGAGGAUGACGAGACUGAUGACACGGGUCACUUGCCGACUCUGCCGUCAGAGGAAGACCUGUCCUUACAGCAGGAGAGCACGGAUCACGGAACGGCAGACAUGGCAAAUGACUCCAGCCUGGACAACAUCAACGUGUUUGCACCAAGAAGGUUAGGAGGCUCCCCGGCCGGCGCAGUCACCCUGAAUCUGGAUGGAAUUGUCCAAGUGUUGGAUCUGUACCUCCAUGAGCCCAGCACGGGAAUGAUGACCCGGAUCUGUGUGUUGAAAUGGCUCUAUCACCUGUACAUCAAGACCCCCCGUAAGAUGUUCCGUCACACGGACCUGCUCUUCCCCAUCCUGCUGAAGACCCUGUCUGAUGAGUCUGAUGAGGUCAUCCUAAAGGAUCUGGAAGUUCUAGCGGAAAUUGCCUCAUCUCCAGGUGGACAGACAGAGGCCUCCAGUGACGGCAGUGACAUUACCCCAGGCCAGGCCAAGCUCCAUGUGCCGUCCCCAGCGCGCGGCAGCGGCGAGGGUUGGCGUGGCCUAGAGAGCUCCCCCUCCACCCCCACCAUGAAUUCCUACUUCCACCGCUUUAUGGUGAACCUGCUGAAGAGAUUUAGCAGCGAGAGGAAGCUCCUGGAGACCCGGGGGGCCUUCAUCAUCAGGCAGCUCUGUCUACUCCUGAAUGCUGAGAAUAUUUUCCACUCCAUGGCGGACAUCUUGCUGCGGGAGGAGAAUCUAAAGUUUGCGUCUACCAUGGUCCAGAACCUAAACAGCAUUUUACUGACCUCAUCUGAACUUUUCCAGCUCCGCAGUCAGCUGAAAGACCUGCAGACCCCUGAGAGCUGUAACCUGUUCUGCUGCCUGUAUCGCUCCUGGUGUCACAGUCCUGUAGCCACAGUGUCUCUCUGUUUCCUGUCGCAGAACUACAAGCACGCCUACCACCUCAUCCAGAAGUUCGGUGACCUAGAGGUGACGGUGGAUUUCCUGACGGAAGUGGAUAAGUUGGUGCAGCUGAUUGAGUGUCCCAUUUUCACAUAUCUGCGCCUGCAGCUCCUGGACGUGGAGAAACACCCCUACCUGAUCAGAGCCCUGUACGGACUACUCAUGCUGCUGCCACAGAGCAGUGCCUUCCAGCUGUUGUCACACCGGCUGCAAUGUGUGCCGAACCCCCAGCUCAUGAGAGCAGGGCACACAGAACCAGCAGCCGAGGGCUCCGCUAAGGAAGACUCGGUGAGGAUAGACUACACAGAGCUACUGCAGCACUUUGAGAAGGUCCAGAACAAACAUUUGGAAAUCAGACACCAGAGAGCAGGAGAUAUAUUGGAGAGACGUCUGGGACAAUGACUGUACCCUUCUUAUCACCUCACUUCCUUCCUGCUUCUGUAGAGGAGUCCUUGUUACCCCAUAGCGACCUCUAGUACCUGGGCUCAUGGGCCUCACAAUCAGUUUUUCCCUGUAAUAUGUCCUCCCAGCCCCAUAGACGGCUCCAGGUGUUCUCCUUUCCCAGCGGAAUCAGCAGGGAAAUCAGUGUUUCCUGUCCUCUGGUUGCAUCUGGCUGGUGGGAAGGGACCAGGGGGUAUGAUGUGGCCUUACAGCGACAGCGCAGGUGGCAUCUCAGUCUCUAAGCAUGUUCUAUGUUAUUGGGCGUUCUGUGAGCCUGGGAAUACGCAGGGGUGCAGGUGGUGACAGAGCAGAGAGAAUUGCCCCAGCUCCCGGCGGUUGCGUUAGUACUGCGGUGCGCGGAGUCGUGUGUAGUUUCCAGUACUAAACACAGUAUAUUCAGGGUCCCCAUAGAGCAUCUCCAGCGAAGGUAUAUGUAUUCCGACUUGUGCCCGUUCUCCUGUCUCCUCUUAGGGGUAAAGCCUAAGACACACCAGACGACGGACAGUGUGUGACCCAGACUCGCACGUUCCCUCUCCGUAUAAUUGCUUAUUUUUUUAUAUGAUCUGAUUGAAUAAAAAGUGAGCUGGAUCUUA
Messenger RNA from Pseudophryne corroboree (corroboree frog), 3109 nucleotides. It is a transcript of the gene VAC14, whose product is annotated as VAC14 component of PIKFYVE complex. Gene Ontology annotation, cellular component: PAS complex; endosome membrane. The record is from RefSeq and is a predicted model, not a curated record. Bases 150 to 2477 code for a protein of 775 amino acids. Lineage: Eukaryota; Metazoa; Chordata; Amphibia; Anura; Myobatrachidae. Gene Ontology annotation, biological process: phosphatidylinositol biosynthetic process. The transcript has 19 exons.